AUGAUUUGGAUGUUGUUGACGCGCGCAGAAGUCUUGAUGCCCAACAGCGUAGAACGCCAAAAUGCAAGACGAGCAGCAGAAAAUGUAGAAGACGCAAACGCUCGCCAACAGGUAGAUGUACAACUUUAUCGUGUGAAUAGAGAAAAUGAAUUACCCCAACAAGCUGCAGUAAGACGUAGAGCAGAUGUUUUGCGUUAUCGAGUGGCUAGGGCUCUGAAUAGAGAAAAUGAAUUACCCCAACAAGCUGCAGUAAGACGUAGAGCAGAUGUUUUGCGUUAUCGAGUAGCUAGGGCUUUGAAUAGAGAAAAUGAAUUACCCCAACAAGCUGCAGUAAGGCGUAGAGCGGAUGUUUUGCGUCAUCGAGUUAGGGCUCCGCGUUUACUAAAUUUAGCUAGGAUUAACAAUGUUUUACCUCCCACACAUUCUGCAGGUGAGUUUACUAUUGUGUGUGAGCAUUGUCGAGCUAUUAAAUUUAAUAAUGAAAAUCAUUUUAAGUGUUGUCACAAUGGCAAAGUGGCCCUGCCUGCUAUAUUACAAUUUCCUGCUGAAAUACGUGAAUUGUUAAGCAACGACUCUGCCCAAGCUAAACAGUUUCGUAAGUAUAUCAGAGUAUACAAUAAUGCAUUUAGUUUUGCUUCUUUGUCAGCAAACAUUCGACCACCACCAGGUCAUGGACCCCCCUGUUUUAGAAUAUGUGGUCAAUUAUUUCACAGGUAUGGUGCUUUAUUAACUGCUCAGAAUGAAGUACCUAAUUUUAGCCAAUUGUAUAUUGUAGAGGCUGCAGCUGCCUUAAACAUGCGUAUUGAGAAUCCGACACAUGCUCAUUGUAAUCGUGAAGCAAUGCAGAUAAUUCAAGAUGUUCUUAACAGGGAUUCUCCAUAUGCUGCAGCUUAUAGAAAUAUGGCUGAAGUGGAACGUGAAGAAACAGCCAGAGCAGCAGCAGAAAACAGACAGCCUUCCGUUGUAAGUAUGGUAAUGCGCGAGGGUAAUGAUCGCAGAAGGUAUAAUGCACCCUUGCAUCAGGAAGUUGAUGCCAUCUUUGUUGGUAAUGAUGGAGCACCUCCUGCUGCAAGAUAUAUUGUUGUUUAUCCACGUAAUCAACCUUUGCGGCAAAUUCCUCAUAUAUCAUGCAAUAUUGAUCCUAUGAUGUAUCCUAUUUUAUUUCCACGUGGUGACCCUGGUUGGGACCAAAACAUGGCCCCCGUCAGGGAGCAUGCAACUGGAGUAAGAAAUAGGCUAACCCAGUUGGAAUAUUAUAUUUACCGCAUUGCUAUUAGGCGAGAAUUUUCUGCCCGUCAUCUAGCAGGCAAAUUGUUUCAGCAAUUUUUAGUAGAUACAUAUGUUAAAGUUGAAGGCCAACGGCUUGCAUUUAUUAGACGAAAUCAAAAUCAUCUUCGAGCAGAGUCCUACCAAGGACUUCUGGAUUACCUCCAAAAUGCUGCAGAUCAACGUAACUUACAGACCGGUAAUGUUGUUGUCUUGCCUUCUACCUUUUCCGGCUCACCCCGCAACAUGCAUCAGUUGUAUCUUGAUGCAAUGGCAUUGGUUUCAAAAAAAGGUAAGCCAGAUUUGUUCUUGACUUUUACAUGCAAUCCAAAAUGGCCAGAAGUUGUUACUAAUUUGUUACCUGGUCAAUCUGCUUCUGAUAGACCAGAUUUGGUUGCAAGGGUCUUUAAAUUAAAAUUAUUUGCUUUGAAAAAAGAUUUAAAAGACAGUGUAUUAGGUGUUCUGUGUGCACAUGUAGAUGUUAUUGAAUUUCAGAACAGAGGUUUACCGCAUGUUCAUAUGCUUUUACAUCUACACAAUGAGUUUAAAUUACGAAAUGCUGAUGAUAUUGACUCAUUAAUUUGUGCACGGAUUCCAGAUCAAAACCAAGAUGCCGAACUGUAUGAUAUAAUAAAGUCAUGUAUCAUCCAUGGGCCAUGUGGCCACCUUAAUAAUACAUCUCCGUGCAUGAAAGAGGGUGAGUGUACUAAGCAUUUUCCUAAGCAGUCUAAUGAGGGAACUGUUAUAAAUGUUGACGAUUAUCCCAUGUACCAUCGUCCUGAUAAUGGAAGAACGGUAAGAAUACGAAACUUUGAUGUUGAUAAUAGGUGGGUUGUGCCUUAUAUCCCUUUCCAAUUUUAA
Messenger RNA from Hydractinia symbiolongicarpus, 2127 nucleotides. RefSeq lists its product as uncharacterized. Lineage: Eukaryota; Metazoa; Cnidaria; Hydrozoa; Anthoathecata; Hydractiniidae. The record is from RefSeq and is a predicted model, not a curated record. Bases 1 to 2127 code for a protein of 708 amino acids. The transcript has 2 exons.